Carassius auratus (goldfish) is the source of this 2167-nucleotide messenger RNA. Its product is annotated as leucine-rich repeat-containing protein 59-like. The record is from RefSeq and is a predicted model, not a curated record. NCBI's taxonomy places the organism in Eukaryota, Metazoa, Chordata, Actinopteri, Cypriniformes, Cyprinidae. Gene Ontology annotation, cellular component: cytoplasm. Gene Ontology annotation, molecular function: protein binding. The transcript is spliced from 8 exons. The coding region runs from base 589 to 1524 and encodes 311 amino acids.
AGCGUAACGGCUAACUUGGAUCACAUGUCCCUUAAUAACUUUGUGCGACAUCAAUCGCCGUUUACGGAUACCAUGGGAAUGAAUGAGAAGUGCCGUAAACUGAAUCUCACCUGUCGCAAAGUCAGUGACUUCUCUUAUAAAACGGCAUUUUUUUCGUAGUAAACUUAAAAAAUAGUUCAACCCAAAAGUAUUGUUUAGUGUAAAACAUGUUGAAGAUUAGCAUAUAGGAUGUCGAUUCAUUAAAUGAUUUGCUGUUUCCUCUAAAAAGUUGUUUAUUCAGCGUUGUGAAGCCUCUCCUCCAUUGACAUCCAUUAAAAAAACGGCCUCUGGUGUCCUUUCCAACGUAGUAGUGCCAGACCGGAAGCGUUAGCUUUAGCCGCUACGCUUUUUCGGCUAAUGGUUGCAGGCUUGCUUUGUAGUCGCUUUGUCCUGGCACGCGCGAGCAGUGACGUGGAUUAUCAUCCAUUGCUGUGCGAAAUCAGUGAAGUCACUGCAUUCAACUAACGUUACUAAUUUACUCCUCUGCAGUGGGUCUGGACUAUUUUUUACCUUUUGUAACAAGUGUCCAGUGAGGAGCAGCACAUCAACAUGAUUAAAGGCAAAGUUGAAAACAUUAAAGACAAAAUCGAUGGCAACGAGCUUGAUUUAAGUCUCAGUAAUCUUACAGAAGUGCCAGUCAAGGAUUUGGCAGCAUUUCCAAAGGCAACGGUUUUGGAUCUCUCCUGUAAUAAUCUAACGGUUCUGAAUCCUGAAUUCUGCAGCUUGACUCACCUCAUCAAAAUUGAUCUGAGCAAGAACCAGCUUGUCUGCUUACCAGAUGAAAUUGGGCAACUCAGUAGUCUCCAGCACUUGGAUUUAUACAAUAACAAAUUAAAAAAGCUUCCCGUUGGCUUUUCACAACUCAAGAGUCUGAAAUGGCUGGAUCUGAAGGAUAACCCACUGGAGCCAGCAUUGGCCAAGGCUGCAGGCGAUUGCUUGGAUGAGAAGCAGUGCAAACAGUGCGCAUCCAGGGUUCUCCAGCACAUGAAGCUACUGCAGGAAGAAGCAGAAAAGGAACAAGAAUGUCGAUUGUUGAAAGCGAGAGAACUAGAAAAGAAAAAAGAAGCCAAGCAGAGGGAAAAGGAGGCCAGGGAAAAGGAAGCACAAAAAAAGAAAAAAGCAGAAGAGAAAGAGAGGAAGAGAAAGGAGUAUCAAGCUCAGAUGGCUACUUCUGCGGCACAAGAACAACAGAAAAAGAAGAAAGAGAAGAAAAAGAAAGCUGCUCAAAAUCAAGGUAAAAAGACAGCAUCCGAGUGUGUGCCCAAAGCCAAGCGGUACAUCUGCUCCCUGUUCUUCUCUCUGCUCCUAAAACUCCUUCUCCUGCUAAUUGUGGGAGUAGCAAGUGUAAUAGCAGUUUGUCAGUUGACUGAUCUGAGGAAGGAGGCGUUCUGUGUUCCAGUCAACGUGCACUUUGAGGAGACGGUGAGGUGGGCUCAGGGUCUGGAUGUCGUGCAGCAGGUCAUUCAGAAAAUAUCUGAUCUCUGAACAUUAAACUGUGUCUGAUUAUGAUACUGAUUUGAGCCUCUCAGGAGACGCACUGGGACCAAGUCACAGACCUGUACGCAGAAAUUCCUAUGGAAUUGUUUCUUCCCUUACUGCAUCUUUUAAAAAAAAUAAAAAUCCAUGUGAUAACAAUGGACCAGUUUGUGAAUGGAAAUCCUGCUUGUAUGUGUUUAAACUGCCAAAUCGGGAAAGGAAAACGGACUUCAAGAAACAGUUGAUGAAUAAUAACAUUUGUGACCUUUGGAGUCUUAUGUAAUAAUGUUUCACAACAUCUUAUAAUAAAAGAUUUGAUCGAUUUAGAUUAGCUCAUGUUUGCUGUCUCCGUGCUAGAGUUGGUAAAAGCAAAACUGAGCCUUAAAGGAAGCUGAUUAUAAGUUUCUGCAAUAACUGCUCUCAGUAUUUGCUCCGGCAUGUUCACACCUAAAACUUGGAAAGCUUUUAUAUUGUUAGCUUGCCAGGACAUUAGAAUCAUUUUGGAAUUCCUUAAUAAUGAAACAUACAAUUGAGAUCAUAAAACAAUUAUUUUUUUAUUGUUAGCAUCAAUGCACAACAAAUGUGUUUAAGACUAUAUAUUUUUGUUGUUAUUGUUGCAAGGAUGAGAAAUACCAUAAAUGUCCUACAACAC